Messenger RNA from Recurvomyces mirabilis, 1392 nucleotides. RefSeq lists its product as uncharacterized. The record is from RefSeq and is a predicted model, not a curated record. Lineage: Eukaryota; Fungi; Ascomycota; Dothideomycetes; Mycosphaerellales; Teratosphaeriaceae. The transcript has a single exon. Bases 1 to 1392 code for a protein of 463 amino acids.
AUGUAUCAACCGCCGGCUAAGAGGGCCAAGACAGGGCCUGUAAUAACUCGCUAUCUACCUCCACCUGGCUACAGAGGUCCCGCCACUCAAUCGACCUGGACCCCGCCACCCUAUCAAGCUUAUCCUCCAGCUCCAACCUAUCAGCCUACCUGGCCGGUAUAUCCACAACAAUCGUAUGUGGCAAACGGUUAUCCGGCGUAUGCUCCGGGUUGGCAACAACAACCGACUCCAGUUGGAAAUCCUCCACAAAGUAUAAACUCAUACCCAUGGCAAGCGAACAGUGCUCAACACAACCCAAACAAACGCCGACACAGCUCGAUCCCCCCAGCGCAUAGCAGACACACUUCGAUCGCCGUACCACUGGAUGGAAAUGGCGAUCCUCUUCCAGCACAGACAGUCACCGAUAAUGACGAUCUCGAGCACGAAUUCGAUGCCGAAUGCUACUACGCACGCCACCCUGACGAAGUAGAUCCGAACCUGAGUCUUGGGCUGAUAGAGUGGAAUGCACCAAAGCCGACGAACCAUCCCCUCGCUGGCAGUUUUGCAGAGGCGGAAGUCGAAGUUAUCGCACCACGCAGACCAAGGGCCGCAGAUGAGCCAUCAAUAUCGGAUUACUUCACUAAUCCUAGGCUUGAGGAGUCGCUGCGCAGCGUGAGACAGACGACUGCAUGGCAGGAAAUCAAGGACGAUCUCAUCUAUCGACAGUUUUCACGAGUCUGUAAGGAGGUCAUUAGGAUGUCCGAACUCAUGAGCCGGUAUCGAGAUCGCCCAGAUCCUGCAUGGGAGGCUGCGGAGGACGGUGCGGAGCUUCACGACAGCAUCAUGGAGAUGGAUGAAGGUAUUGGCUGUGUCAAGUCCACAGAGCAGGCCGAAGAAGCGGACAUUCUUGGCAAUCUCGAGCAGGCACUCACGGCUGACAAUGUCAAACGACUCCCCAAUAGCAAGCGACCUGCGGUGGGGAGCAGGACGCACUCGCGUGCCACAUCGGUCGCUUCAACCGCUGGAGAACGUAUCACGAGACCAAGACUAUUGGAACCCAUCCGAGAUUCUGCGCAGGAGGAUGUGUUGGCUAGUCUAGGCGUCACGGGCUCGCCAAAAGUCGUCUAUCAGACACCUGGCCCAGCUCUAGGACCAGGCAGCCAGGCUGCUUCCAGCCGGCAGGGUUCCGUUGUUAGCGACGACGGACAUGCUCGCCAGCAGCCUGCUUCCAGAGGAUCGAGUUAUCGCGAAAACGAUAUAGACGCUACGCCACGAGCUAGCAGGUACUAUGAGCGUGGUGGUGAAUCAUCUCGCAAACGCAGCUAUGGCGACUACUAUGAGGAUCGCAGGUAUGAUGACAGGACGCCGAGACCGCGCUAUAAGCAGCAGCGUGUGGACAGAGCCUAUGAGUGA